CUGGGCACCCCGGUGCCCCCGCUGUUCCAUGUACACUCAUUCACUGGGCAAGUGUUCUCUGAGUGCCAGCUCUGUGCCAGGCCUGGGGUUGGGUACGGCUGUAGACAACAACAGUAAUAGUACAGCGCGAUCUGCCGGGGGCGGAGCAGGGGUGAGCCCUGUCGCAGCGCUGACUUCCUCAGUCCUCAAUAACCCACAAUGCAGGAACUUGUGGUUUUGUCCCCAUUUUACAGAUGAGGGGUGGGGGACAGGGAGCCCACCCAGGAGGGGGCAUUUUGGAUGAGAGCAGCUGUGGCUGAGGUGGCAGGUGGAGGGAAGGGCUCAGGCAAAGGGACAGGACACUGGGAAAGUAAGAGGCUGCCGAGGGGCCUGGAGAGUGGAGUGUGGGCCCCAUGUGGCAGGAACCGUGUCUGGUUCGUGGCUGUGACCCCUGCACAGGACCAGGUAGACCGUAGGUGCUCAAUAGAUGGGGAGUUAAGAAAGGAACAAGAUCAAGGAGGGGUGGGGAUGCCUGGGCCAGCGGCACGUGGCCCAUGGCUCCCUGGGGAUUCUGGGCUGAGCCUGGGUAAGCCAAGCCCAGUGGCGCCCGCACCUCCGCCUCCGCCGGCCUGUUGAGUCACCUCCCGGCUGCUGCAGGAGGGGAAGGAAGUGUCCAUCACCUCAUUGUCCCAGCGGUUCUGGGUGGCUUCCUGACCCCUCACAGGGUGGGGGGAGCUGGAAAUCCCAUUUGUUCUGUGUGACCUUGGUGGCCGCUAGCCCCCUCCAUGCCUUGGUUUUCUCUCCUGAGUGCGGCAGUAGCCUGUGACAGGAGCGUGUGGUAAACUGAUGAAGGCAGAGCAGCACUGGAGGGCCCUGGCCUUUAGCUCCAGGGCCUCAUGUGCCAGAUUUGAAACACAUCUGGGCUCUGGGGACAGACCACGGUUGGGAUCCCGGAGUUAACCCCACUCCCCUCUCCGUGGUCCAUGAGGCCUCCCUGUGCUCAGCUCCUCACGCCGCCCUCAUUCCAGCCCCACCCACCACUUCCUGACCCUCAGGCACGCAGGGCCGAGGCCUGCGAGGCCGUGGCCUCUUCCUGGUGGACCCUCGGCCUUCCCUGGGCCUUGCUUAUGCAGUGGUGGUGGCGAUGGUGUUCCCCCAUAGGGCUGACGGCUGCAAAUCGGGCCCCGAAGGCAGUGGAGGCCCUGUUGUCACUGCUGUUUCCAGCGUGUGGCCUGCCAAGGCGGGUUUCCUGUUCUUGCCUCAUCCAGGCCUGUGGCUGUGCCAUGUGUCUGUUAACCCCCAGAUGACCCCUGGCUGGGGUUCCCAGGAAAUGGAGGCUUGGAGGGGCUUGGGGCUGCCUGGGGUCAACUCAGGGAGGCCCGGUUCAACCCCAGGACAGCCUGACCCCCUGCACGUGGCCCAGCCCCAAACUCACAGGGCCCAAUUGCCCCCAGGCCAGCGGAGCCUGCACCACCGCGGAGACACCCUGGAGACGCUGGUCCUCCUAAACCCAUCAGACAAGUCGCUGUGUGACGAGCUCCGGGACCUUCUGCUGGACCCUUCCCCUCACAAGCUGCUGGUGCUGGCUGGGCCCUGCCUGGAGGAGACGGGGGAGCUGCUGCUCCAGACGGGGGGCUUCUCGUCCCGCCACUUCCUCCAGGUCCUGGGGGACAAAGAAAUCCUGGAUCUCCUGGCCUCCGCACCCCCACACGCAGACCUGCCCAAGCUCACCAUCACCUGCCCAACCUUUGGUGACUGGGCCGAGCUGGUCCCCGAGGUGCCCGGCCUCCAGGGCAUGCUGCAGCUGCGGUUGAACCCUCCAGCACAGGGGCCGGCCUCUGAGGGCCUGCGUGAGUUUCUGGAGUACGUGGCCGAGGUGCUGGAGCCGCCAUCCCCCUUUGAGCUGCUCGAGCCGCCGGCCUCCGUGGGCUUCCUCAGGCUUGCCCGGCCCUGCUGCUACAUCUUCCCCGGUGGCCUCGGUGAUGCUGCCUUCUUUGCCGUCAACGGCUUCACUGUGCUGGUCAACGGCGGCUCGAACCCAAAGUCGAGCUUCUGGAAGCUGGUACGGCACCUGGACCGGGUGGACGCCGUGCUGGUGACCCACGCGGGCGCCGACAGCCUCCCCGGCCUCAACAGUCUGCUGCGGCGCAAGCUGGCUGAGCGUGACGAGGCAGUGGCCGGCGGGGGCUCCGGGGACGACAGGCUGCGCAGGCUCGUCUCGCCCAGCCUUGGGGUCGUCUUCUUCAACGCCCGGGUGGCUGCCUCGCGUCUGGUGCGUGGCGAGGAUGAGGCAGAGCUGGCCCUGAGCCUCCUGGCCCGGCUUGGCAUCACGCCCCUGCCUCUGACCCGCGGGCCGCUGCCCGCUGAGCCCACCGUGCUCUUCCAGAAGAUGGGCGUGGGCCGGCUUGACAUGUACGUGCUGCACCCGCCCUCGGCUGCUGCCGACAGACCGCCGGUCUCCGUGUGUGCCCUGCUGGUGUGGCACCCCGCGGGCCCCACUGAGAAAGUGGUGCGCGUGCUGUUCCCUGGCUGCACGCCGCCCACCCGCCUCCUGGAUGGCCUGGUCCGCCUGCAGCACUUGGGGUUCUUGCGGGAGCCUGUGGUGACCCCCCAGGACCUGGCAGGGCCUCGGCGAGCUGAGAGCAAGGAAAGUGUGGGCUCCCGGGACAGCUUGAGAAGAGAGAGCCGGAUGACAACACCUGCCAGGCCUGCCCAGGAGCGCCCUGCGGUGGCCCGGAAGGAGCCCCCACGGGCUGAGGCCCCUCGCAGGGCUGAGAAGGAGGCCAGGCCCCCCCGGGAAGUGAAGAAGGACCCCAAGCUGAGCACCCCUCGGACCCAGCCGCGGGAGGUGCGCCGGGCAGCCUCUGCUGUGGUCAGUGUCAAGAAGACCGGUGCCCAGGCAGCCCCCAAGCCCCGCAGAGCACCCAACACCCCCCACCCAGCUGUGCCACCAGCGGAGAAUGGGCCCCGCAGCCCCCCCAGCUUCCGGGGCCAAGAGGCCAGCCCACCCGCCGAGGCCUGCAGCUCCCCAGCCCCCCCACUGGUGGCAACACCCAGCCAGGAGAGCAGCCUGGAGCUGGGGCUGAGCCCAGCCGGGGAGGACGGCGGCAGCUUCGGGGAGAAGGCACUGGAGCUGCUGCUGGCCACCAGCAGCCCCCAGCCAUGCACACCCUCGCCCCCCGGAGCCCCCCAGGGCCCGACCGAGGGCAGCGGGCGGCUGUCCCUAAGCCCGCUGCGGGGCGGGGAGGCCGGGCCGGAUGCCUCACCCACAGUGACCACGCCCUCGCUGCCUGCUGAGGUGGGCUCCCCACACUCCACAGAGGUGGACGAGUCCCUGUCCGUCUCCUUCGAGCAGGUGCUGCCACCGCCAUCCGCCACCACGAGUGAGGCUGGGCUGAGCCUCCCGCUUCGAGGCCCGCGGGCACGGCGCUCGGCCUCCCCACAUGACGUGGACCUGUGCCUGGUGUCGCCCUGCGAGUUUGAGCACCGCAAGGCCGUGCCCCUGCUGCCGGCCCCAGCAUCCCCAGGCAGCUCCAACGACAGCAGCGCCCGGUCCCAGGAGCGGGCCAGUGCCCCAGGGGCCGAGGAGACACCACCCACAUCUGUCAGCGAGUCCUUGCCCACCUUGUCUGACUCAGACCCCCUGCCUGCCACCCCUGGCACUGCCGACUCUGACGAGGACACGGAGGGCUUUGGGGGCCCUCGCCGUGACCCCUUACCCGACCCCCUCAAAUUCCCCCCACCGCUGCCCACCCCACCGAGCAUCUGUAUGGUGGACCCUGAGAUGCUGCCCCCGGAGCAGGCCCGGCUGACAGAUGGCCUCAGCCGUGCGCGGAAGUCCCUGGCCCGCCCCAGCCCUGGCACUGCUGCCCCCAAAGCCUCUCCACUGACCACUGCCAAGACCAAGGGGCUGGCUGGUGGGGACCGGGCCAGUCGGCCACUCAGCGCCCGGAGCGAGCCCAGUGACAAGGGAGGUCGGGCACCCCUGUCUAGAAAGUCCUCGGUCCCCAAGACCACCAGUCGGGGCCCAUCUGGGUCAGGCGGCAGCCGGCCAGGUGCGUCAGCGGCUCCGCCCGGCUCCCCCAUCUACCUCGAUUUGGCCUACCUGCCGAGCGGGGGCAGCGCCCGCCUGGUGGACGAGGAGUUCUUCCGGCGAGUGCGGGCACUCUGCUACGUCAUCAGUGGCCAGGACCAGCGCAAGGAGGAGGGCAUGCGGGCCGUCCUGGACGCGCUGCUGGCCGGCAAGCGUCAGUGGGACCGGGACCUCCAGGUGACCCUGAUCCCCACCUUCGACUCGGUGGCCAUGCAUGAGUGGUAUGAGGAGACGCAUGCCCGGCACCAGGCGCUGGGCAUCACGGUGCUGGGCAGCAACAGCACUGUGUCCAUGCAGGACGAGGCCUUCCCUGCCUGCAAGGUGGAGUUCUAGCUCCGCCCCACCCCGCCCCGCCCCGCCUCGCCUGGGGGCUGCUGUGCUGUCCUGAGACUCACCUGCGUCGGAAAUAAACCAGGUCCUCUACUUG
This is a messenger RNA of Equus caballus (horse), 4499 nucleotides long. Lineage: Eukaryota; Metazoa; Chordata; Mammalia; Perissodactyla; Equidae. The record is from RefSeq and is a predicted model, not a curated record.